UUGAUAAAUGGAGGAUUUGUGUUUGUCAAGGUAGUUUUGUUUACGCGUAAAUUUUCAUUCGGUAUCAACUCAUCGUGUGUUUUGUGUGUGCUAAGAGGUAGAUGAAGGUGCGUAACAGUUUCCUUCGGGUUUCGUAUUCUGUUUGAAAGGAUUUAAGAUGUCCCGCAAUCAUAAGGACAAAUAUGAAAACUCCAAUCAAGUCCUACCCAUACUCCCGCGUCGUACCCAUACCUUCAUGUCCACAGAGGACGCAAACUCUGGGAAGAAAUCUUAUUGGCCGGAGUUGGAGAUAACAGGCAGUAUAAGAAAUUUAAGCCCGAAUUUAUGGCAGUUGACGCAUUUGACAGCCUUGUAUCUCAAUGAUAAUAGUUUGCAAAGGAUACCACCUGAGAUUGGUCGUUUAGCCAACUUGCGUGCUUUAGAUCUCAGUAGCAAUAAAUUACGUAGUUUACCAGCUGAAUUGGGGGACCUCAUCUACCUUAGAGAAUUAUUGUUGAACCAAAAUUACCUCCGUGUGUUACCAUAUGAACUAGGAAAGUUGUUCCAGUUACAAGUGCUCGGACUUCAAGGGAAUCCGCUCAGUAAAGAAGUUAUGGCGCUAUACGGUGAACCAUCUGGAACUCACAAGCUGCUGUCGUACAUGCUGGACAACUUACAAGUGAAGGUCUACAUCUUGAAUUUAGUAUAUCAGUUAAUGAAAGGCCACAUGUAAGUGACCAUAUACUAAGAGACUACUAUAGACCCGAAGACAAAUUGUUUCAGCUGGUGUACGUGUGUCGAGUACACUUAACUUGCUAAACUACUUUCAUUUUUAUCGAACGAGGUUACAUAGAUGAUGAAGCGGAAUGAAUAUACAUGUGUCUGACCUUGGACUUGGUAGUCCUCAUUCUUUCAACGC
Molecule: messenger RNA, 898 nt
Organism: Megachile rotundata (alfalfa leafcutting bee)
Lineage: Eukaryota; Metazoa; Arthropoda; Insecta; Hymenoptera; Megachilidae
Product: CCR4-NOT transcription complex subunit 6-like twin
Molecular function (GO): 3'-5'-RNA exonuclease activity; protein binding
Source: RefSeq, a predicted model, not a curated record